This is a messenger RNA of Cutaneotrichosporon cavernicola, 555 nucleotides long. RefSeq lists its product as uncharacterized. The transcript is spliced from 2 exons. The record is from RefSeq and is a predicted model, not a curated record. NCBI's taxonomy places the organism in Eukaryota, Fungi, Basidiomycota, Tremellomycetes, Trichosporonales, Trichosporonaceae. The coding region runs from base 1 to 555 and encodes 184 amino acids.
AUGGUCUCUAUCGAAUUUGGCCUGUACCCGCACAUCUGGGACGCCAUCCUCUCGUACACCCAGCCCGGCGGAGCUGCCCAAGUUGCGUCUGGUCUGACAUGCGGUGCGUAUCUGUCUGCGCACCAUCAGGCCCAUUUCCUGGGCCCAGCUGCCGCCUCACCCAACCAUCGGCUUCACCGUGGAUUCCUGCACGAGCUCGUCCUCGUCCUCCCCGCAUACACUCACGGCAAGUUUCACGGUCGCAUGCCCGGCAUUUUCAUGGACCACAUUGUCGGGAUGGAUACGACCGAGCUCUUCAUGGCCUACUACGACAAAGCGUGCACCUUUACGAUCGUUGGAGCCGACGAGGUCCUUCCGGGAUACAGCCUGUGCGGCGCGAUGGCCGACCCUCUUCGCAGAACUAUGUUCGAGGGAUUUAAGCCCCGAGACAACGGCCCGGGGAAGGCCGCCAAGAUCAAGAAGAUGCUUGGCCUCAUCCAGUUCAUUUCGCGUGGCGAGUACAUCGCCCGCGUCGGCAAGCGCAUUGCCGAACUCGCGACUGUUGAGCGUCUGUGA